Messenger RNA from Populus euphratica (Euphrates poplar), 1348 nucleotides. RefSeq names its product Basic-leucine zipper (bZIP) transcription factor family protein (gene FD). The transcript has 3 exons. Gene Ontology annotation, cellular component: nucleus. The record is from RefSeq and is a predicted model, not a curated record. Lineage: Eukaryota; Viridiplantae; Streptophyta; Magnoliopsida; Malpighiales; Salicaceae. The coding region runs from base 71 to 913 and encodes 280 amino acids. Gene Ontology annotation, biological process: positive regulation of DNA-templated transcription. Gene Ontology annotation, molecular function: DNA-binding transcription factor activity.
CCAAUGUUUUGUGCCGUUUAACUUUUUGUGUGAACAUUUCAGUUGCUAUCUAGCUAAGCUACUCUUCCAAAUGUUGUCGCCAACAAAUUGCGAAGGCAUCAGCUCCAACAAUAAGACAAAGAGUCCCCGAAAAGUCUCAUCAUCAAUAUCUUCAAAAUCAUCCUCCACUUCCUCAUCUCCUUUAAUAUUUUCAGCCUCCAACAAUCUUCACUGCCAAGCCCAACAGAAGGCCGAAACCAUGGAAGAAGUGUGGAAAGACAUAAGUCUUGCUUCUCUUCAUGAACACACUUCUACCGAUCAAGAACUUUCUAUGACCCCAAGACUUCACAACAUUUCUCAUCAUCAUCGUCAUCAUCAUCAUCAUCAUAAUAAUAACAGCCCUAACUUUAUCCUUCAAGAUUUUCUUGCUAGGCCUUUCAACAAAGACCCACCUACAGGAAUGGUCUCUAUUAUUCGAGACAGCACUCCUUUUGGCUCUUCAGUGCCACCUCCUGCUACUGUUUUGAGUUUGAACUCUGGCCCUGGCUUUGAUUUUCUUGAGAACUCUGAUCAUCCUCAGAGGCCUGACUCGCAAUUACAGAGCAACCCAAUUUCAAAUAUUUCCUCAUUCACUAGUCCUUUUGAGGGUUUAGAUUCAUCUCCCGGCUUGCCUUCUUUUUGUAAGAAAAGAACUCAAGAAUCUGAUGGUAGUUCUGGUGAUCGCAGACACAAAAGAAUGAUCAAGAAUCGAGAAUCUGCAGCUCGUUCUAGAGCUAGAAAACAGGCUUACACAAACGAAUUGGAGAAUGAAGUUGAACAGUUAUUGAAAGAAAAUGCGAGGCUCAAGAGACAACAAGAAGAGCUAUAUUUGGCCGCAGCAGCUCAACUACCAAAAAAGCACACUCUACAAAGAACAUCAACAGCCCCAUUUUGAGAACUGGUGUUGAUGUAUCAGUGCUUUUAAGUUUUACCCUGUGCUUCUUUACCCUAAUAUCACAGUACUAUCUCCCUACUGGGGCAGGAGGGGGGGAAAGCAUUGAUGUUUUUGCAAGAAAGGGUGUAGCUCCAGCAAAUACUGUUGUUUUAGGAAAGAACAAGUGUCUAUGAGGUAACCGACGUUGUUUCUGGCAUUCCAAACAGGUAGGAGCUUCAUUUGGUGGGUCUUAGUUUUGGCUUUGUAUUCUCUUGUCCUGCAAGCAUGGGGUUGAAGGGGUAAAUUUGGGAAACAAUAUUGUGUUGUUGGACUCAGCCCCUGCGAGUUGUACAGUGAAAAAUGAUGGGACACUUUGUUCUGAAAUUAAGCAAUUAGCCUAUCAAUUUGAACAACUCUGUACUGCUUUAUCUCUAUCUAGGGUCCAUCUGUACGGCA